Erinaceus europaeus (western European hedgehog) is the source of this 2376-nucleotide messenger RNA. It is a transcript of the gene EIF4H, whose product is annotated as eukaryotic translation initiation factor 4H. Lineage: Eukaryota; Metazoa; Chordata; Mammalia; Eulipotyphla; Erinaceidae. The coding region runs from base 99 to 845 and encodes 248 amino acids. Gene Ontology annotation, molecular function: RNA binding. The transcript has 7 exons. The record is from RefSeq and is a predicted model, not a curated record.
AGGCGGCGCGGCGGGCAGCCCCAGCGGCGGGGCGGGGGGAGUUAUAUUGCGGGGUCCUUCCUCGCUCACCCUGGUUCCUCUCGCAGCGGAGACGGCAAAUGGCGGACUUCGACACCUACGACGAUCGGGCCUACAGCAGCUUUGGCGGCGGCAGAGGGUCCCGUGGCAGCGCAGGCGGCCAUGGCUCCCGCAGCCAGAAGGAGCUGCCCACGGAGCCCCCUUACACGGCAUAUGUAGGCAACCUCCCCUUCAACACGGUGCAGGGUGACAUAGACGCCAUCUUCAAGGAUCUCAGCAUAAGGAGUGUCCGGUUAGUCAGAGACAAAGACACAGACAAAUUCAAAGGAUUCUGCUAUGUAGAAUUUGAUGAAGUGGAUUCCCUUAAGGAAGCCUUGACUUACGACGGUGCGCUGUUGGGUGACCGGUCACUUCGUGUGGACAUCGCCGAGGGCAGAAAACAAGACAAAGGCGGCUUCGGAUUCAGGAAAGGCGGGCCAGAUGACAGAGGAAUGGGUGGCUCUCGAGAAUCUCGAGGUGGAUGGGAUUCCCGGGAUGACUUCAAUUCUGGCUUCAGGGAUGACUUCCUCGGUGGCAGGGGGGGUGGUCGCCCUGGGGACCGCCGUGCAGGCCCCCCAAUGGGGAGCCGCUUCCGAGAUGGCCCUCCACUGCGGGGGUCCAACAUGGACUUCAGAGAACCCACAGAAGAGGAACGGGCACAGAGGCCCCGGCUCCAGCUGAAACCUCGAACAGUCGCGACGCCCCUCAAUCAAGUAGCCAACCCCAACUCUGCCAUCUUCGGAGGAGCCAGGCCCAGAGAGGAAGUCGUUCAGAAGGAGCAAGAAUGAGCUCGAGGGUGGGAGGGAGCGGGGUGGGGGUGGGUUCCGAGCAAGACCACAGCCUGGCCGGCCCCCCUCCCCGUCCCCCAGCCCUGUGGCCGCCAUUCCUGCGCUGACCCUGACCUUCCUCCUGUAACACGGAAGCAGAGAUCGUGAGCAUGUCAGCUGUUAGCACGUGGUUUCUAGUCACUCGGCUUCGCGCUUCUCUAGAGCCUGGUCUGUGCUUCUGUCUCCCAGUCUGUCUCUUUCCCUCCUUCCCCUUCCCUUCUAUUCAUUCUUCUCGCUUGGAGGCCCAUGGACAAGCCUUCCAGGUGACAUAGAGCUUCCCUAUCUUCUGCUCACACUCCCCUCUCUCUCUCUCUUUCUCUCUCUCUCUCUCUCAUUCUCACUCUCUUCCCCCCCCUUUUGUCUUCCCCUCUCUUCCUCACCCUUCUCCCCCUUCCAGCACACUGGCCGGACUGUAGCCACCCCCUUUGAUCUCUACUGCAUGUGGAGUUCUGUGUUGCUGUGACUCCCUAGAAAGAAAGAAACCCCUGAAGUGAAGCACCCACCCCCUGCAGCGUCCCGAGACCGACUCACAGAAGCACCUAGUUUCCAGAAUGUGGUGGCCUGUCAGUCGGUCUGCACAGAGCCCCCAGGCCUGUCUGGCCUCAUGGCCCCCUCCCCAGUGGACUGAAGUUCCCUUCUCAGGCAGCGAAACCAAGAGUGAUGCAGUGGAUUCCCUACUGUGUCCCUGGGGCUCCUUCACACAUGUCCAGACCUGUCCUUCCUGAUGUCUGUCUGUCCGCCUGGACACAGCAGGCUGUGGCUCCUUGUUCCUGCCAGGCAUAUGUAGCGGGUGGCGGCUCUGAGGUGUGGUCAGCGCCGGUUCUCUUUUCCAAGAGUCCCUGUUGUCCAUGUGACCCCAUGUCCCCCUGUUCGUGUCCAUUCCCUGGCCCGACCCCACGAUCCCGCAGCCCCAGCCCACUGGUGAGACUGGGCCUGAGGUCCCACAUUUCUCUGCAGAGCCGGCAGGAAGCCCUGAGUCACCCUGUCAGGCCAGAGUUCUGGCCCCGAGUCUGGCGUUGAGCUCAGCUUUUUGGAGGCUACUUGGGAGCUUGACAGCAUGGGGAGCCAGUGAAAAAUUCCCAAACCCCAAGUCCCCAGCUGUCCCUGGGGAGUCCAGCAGUUGCUAGCACUAGGUCAUGGCCCCUGGCUUUCCAAGCUCCCCAUCUGUCACAGUGUCCUGGCAACUUACAGAACUCCCCCCCCCUUCUCCCCACCGUCUUCUCCGCUUCUGAAAUACGAACCAUCUGUGUAACACCGACACUUCACUUAGAGACAUGCGUCCCGUGGUUGUACUCGAACCCGAUGUUUUCAGACGACCUCACACCUCCAAUGUGGAACCGAUUCAGAACAAAACCAGUUGAUCCCAGCUGACUUUUAAACCUAAGAACGGAAUUCCAAACACUUAACACAUUCAGCUAUGUGACAGAAAGGAUAUCUAUGGAUAUGGUAUUUUGUGAAUGAUCUUUUAAAUAAAAGAAAACCUUACGUAAUA